ACCAACUCACGAGAGCUUUUAUAACCAUACAUUGUGUGUGGAGACUGCAGAGAGAAGUGGCAUAGCCUCUAAUUUACUUCUGCCAUAGCCAGGCCAGUUAAAGAACUCAAAUAUAAUGGAAGCUAAAAUGAGCGCCACCAGUAGCAGAAGGUGUGCUGUUGUGAGCGGAGCAAACAGAGGGAUAGGACAUGAAAUAUGCAGACAGCUUGCGAGUGAAGGGGUGAUAGUAGUGGCCACUGCAAGGGAUGAGAAGAGAGGAUUGGAAGCUGUGGAGAAGCUCAAACACUCAUUUGAUGGAAAUGAACAUAUUAUUGUGUUUCACCAACUUGAUGUUGAAGAUGGACUUAGCAUUUCUCGUCUUGUGGAUUUGGUCACACCCAAGUUUGGGAAACUAGAUAUCUUGGUAAACAAUGCAGGUGUACUUGGGUUUGUUAUUGAAGGAGAUGGUGCAAUUCUUACCGAGAUGAUAGAGGCAGAUUGCUCACGAAUCAUUUCUGCAAAUGAAGAGUUGGAAACAGAGUUGAAAAGUGAUGGCGCACUCAUUGAAACUGGUGAGUUGGUUGAACAGUGCAUUAAUACAAACUACGCAGGCACCAAAAGAAUGGUUGAAGCAUUUCUACCUCUUCUCCAACUCUCCCAUUCCCCUACAAUUGUCAAUGUUUCAUCCACUUUGAGCAACCUAAAGCUACUAUCAAAUGAAAUGGCUAGAAAGAUAUUGAGCAAUGGCGAAAGCCUAACAGAGGAAAGAGUGGAUGAAGUGGUGAACGAAUUUCUCAAGAAUUACAAGGAAGGUCCAACCAUAGCACAAGCCAAAGGUUGGCCAAGAUAUGGCUCGGCCUACAAAGUCUCCAAAGCAGUAGUGAAUGCUUAUACAAGGAUUUUAGCCCAAAAAUAUCCCAAUUUUCGCGUCAAUUGUGUGUGCCCAGGCUAUGUGAAGACUGAUAUGACUAUUAAUAAUGGGAUGUUAACCCCUAUGGAGGGCGCUGAAAGCAUCGUCAAGCUAGCUCUGCUGCCCGAUGAUGGACCGUCUGGCUUCUUCUUCUGCAAGAAAAAUGUUAUGGCUUUCUAGAGCUAAUAAUGGGUGUAUUAGUAGGGGUGUGCAAACUAUGGAAAAAUUUGGUUAACCGAUCGAAUCGAAAAAAUUCGGUUAACCGUAACUGAAUUGAACUUUUCUGGUUCAAUUAAUGGUUAAAGAAAUUUUAAAAUUUCGGUUAACGGUUAAUUCGGUUCGAAACGGUCCGUUAACCGAAUUUUUUUAAUAUAUAUAAAAAUAAA
Ipomoea triloba (trilobed morning glory) is the source of this 1275-nucleotide messenger RNA. Its product is annotated as (+)-neomenthol dehydrogenase-like. Gene Ontology annotation, cellular component: membrane. Gene Ontology annotation, molecular function: oxidoreductase activity, acting on the CH-OH group of donors, NAD or NADP as acceptor. The transcript has 5 exons. Lineage: Eukaryota; Viridiplantae; Streptophyta; Magnoliopsida; Solanales; Convolvulaceae. The coding region runs from base 116 to 1069 and encodes 317 amino acids. The record is from RefSeq and is a predicted model, not a curated record.